AAUCAUUGAUGACUGAUGGCAUCCAUGGGCAACAUUGCAACCGUCUUUCAGUCAGGGAAAGGAGAAGAGUUCAGGUAUCCUGCUCUGUACUACAACGACAAUGAGGAAAAACUUUUUGCCUUUGCAGAGAAGCGGACAACCGCAACAGAUGCUACCUCAAUGCUGGUCAUGAGGACAGGAAUAGUGGACACUAAUGACGCCACUAAAAUGAAGGAAGUGAAGAUGUUUGAGGCUGAAGAAGUAGUAGGAGUAACAAAAAUAAACAACUCUACAUAUCGUCCGAUGAACCCCUGUGUUGUGUAUGAAAAAAACACAGAGACACUGUUCCUUUUCUUCAUCUAUGUCAAUGAGACAGAGCAGUGGCAGCUUCGGCAUCACCAGAACGUGGCCCGUCUGUGCUACAUCACAAAGAAGAUAAAUGACGACAAGUGGAGUGAAUUCACUGAUGUGACCAACGUGCUGCCUACUAAAGGCUGGUCUACGUUUGCUGUUGGUCCGGGCCACGGCAUUCAAACUGAGAAGGGCAGAAUGAUUGUUCCAGCUUAUGCUUACAAAAAGGAAAAUAACAUUCCACAUUCAUUCUACAUUUAUAGUGAUGAUAACGGAAGCACAUGGCAAUAUGGCAUGAUGCUGGAUAAACCAUCAGGAGAAUGUCAGAUGGCUGAGGUUUCUGAUGGCUUGAUCUACUGCAAUGCUCGCAGUCAGGGAGUCUAUCGAGUACAAGCACAGAUUGAUAAAAGUGGUUUCCACUCAAAAACAUCUGUUACACCCCUUGUGGAAACAGGUGAAGGCUGUCAUGGGAGUGUGGUUUCCUUCCCAGAUCAGUUUGGAGAACCAAACACCAAGUGGCUACUUUAUUCUCAUCCAACAAAUCAAAGUGAAAGACUUGAUUUGGGAAUUUAUCUGAACAACUCCCCACAAAAUUCAGAUGAAAACUGUAGUGGAGAGUGGAGCCAACCCUGGAUCAUUAACCCUGGACCCAGUGGUUACUCUGACCUGACCUACAUUGAAGGUGGCUUGUUUGCAUGUCUGAUGGAGCGUGGAGAGAAAACUUAUACUGAAGAGAUAGUAUUUCAGGUGUUCAGCUAUGAUGACAUCCAGAAAGCCAUCAAAGGAUAAAUGUGACUUUAAAAAAUGUCUCAUUUUUAUUCCACCAAAAAAAUUCUUUGCAGUGUAUUUACUCAAGUUUGCUUACAAUAUAUUUUCAAAUGUAGGUCAUAUAAAUACAAUCAGGAGUUUCAUUUUUCAGAUUACAAAGUACCUUUUGAAGACAACAACCUUUAAGCAGGUAUCAAACAACUUUUGACGAAUCCCAAAUUUCUGCAUUAAAAAGUUUUCUUUUUUUGAUCUGUUAUAUUAUAAUCUUGUUUUUAUUAGAUGUAAGCAGGAAAUCAGCAUGAUUAACAGAAAAAUUAUGACUCAAAUGCUAAAAACAUUAUAUUUUACCUUCUACAAUAAUGUAUGUAAACAAGUCUCCAUAGUUACUUUGUCUUCAUUUGGUUCUUUUCAGUUUGGUUUCAUUGUAUGGGUUAUAUUUUACUCUAUGUAGUUUUAUUUUUGUUUUAUCUUGAAAUAUCUGUUUUUAAGUGAAUCCUUAUCUAAUGACAAUUUCUAUCAUGUUUGGGACGUACAACAAAAUCAAGCUAUCUAUCUUGAAAACAUCAGUGUGUGUGUAAUCUAUGAUAUGAUUAAUUAAUUAAGUUACUGAAAUAAAUGAACUUUUCAAUUA
Molecule: messenger RNA, 1729 nt
Organism: Gambusia affinis (western mosquitofish)
Lineage: Eukaryota; Metazoa; Chordata; Actinopteri; Cyprinodontiformes; Poeciliidae
Product: sialidase-3-like
Exons: 3
Coding region: 16-1119 (367 amino acids)
Biological process (GO): ganglioside catabolic process; oligosaccharide catabolic process
Cellular component (GO): cytoplasm; membrane; lysosome
Molecular function (GO): exo-alpha-sialidase activity
Source: RefSeq, a predicted model, not a curated record